Molecule: messenger RNA, 903 nt
Organism: Chondrus crispus (carragheen)
Lineage: Eukaryota; Rhodophyta; Florideophyceae; Gigartinales; Gigartinaceae
Exons: 4
Coding region: 58-555 (165 amino acids)
Biological process (GO): protein folding; protein peptidyl-prolyl isomerization
Cellular component (GO): intracellular membrane-bounded organelle
Molecular function (GO): peptidyl-prolyl cis-trans isomerase activity
Source: RefSeq, a predicted model, not a curated record
CAACACAUCCCGCAACAUUCCCCCACGACCUCCAACACUCUCGAUCACCUCCUCAUCAUGGCGACGCUUCCCAAAGUCUAUUUCGAUGUUAACAUCGGUGGUACCGCCGCCGGUCGCAUCGUCAUGGAGCUUCGCAGCGAUGUCGUCCCCAAGACCGCCGAGAACUUCAGGGCCCUCUGCACUGGGGAGAAGGGCUUCGGCUUCAAGGACAGUUCAUUCCAUCGCGUGAUCCCAGGGUUCAUGCUGCAAGGCGGGGACUUCACCAACGGGGACGGGACCGGCGGCAAGUCGAUCUACGGGCACAAGUUCAACGACGAGAACUUCAAGCUCAGGCACACCGACAAGGGCAUCCUGUCCAUGGCGAACGCCGGCCCCAACACUAACGGCUCGCAGUUCUUCAUCUGCACCGACAAGACCUCCUGGCUCGACGGCAAGCACGUCGUCUUUGGCAAGGUCAUCGAGGGCAUCGACGUUGUCGAGGCCGUCGAGGGCGUCGGCUCGCCCAGCGGCAGGACUUCGAAAACCGUCUCCAUCGCAGACUGUGGCGUGCUCUAAGUCUACGUCUUCCAUGCAUUUAGCCUUGUAGACUGUCGGUUGGCGGUUCGAGCGCAUUUGCUAAGCUAGAGAAUAAACAGUCUUGUAGGGGUGUGGCCUGACAAGAAGGGCUUUACGAAGGCCUUUGUCUGGUCUUAGAAGUCCGUGCUUGUGGUGAGCAAGACUAGCAGUGCUUAGCGGUGUUUAGCGGUUCGUAGCGUUACCGUUCUCUGUGAGAGUCGCUGCUCCUUCACACGAGACGCCGAUAGGGUUGCUCUCGGCACAUGCGGAAUCAGGGAUUAAGGCAAAAACUUUCUCUUCCACGCAUGCCGGUGGAACGCAAUUCAUAAAUUACUCCAUUAUUACUUA